AUGGGCAAGAAGAGAGUUCUAGUGAGCUACGGCGUUGAUAUUGAUGCGGUAGCGGGCUGGCUGGGUUCAUACGGUGGCGAAGACUCAACUUCAGACAUCUCUCGAGGUCUUUUCGCUGGAAGCAUUGGGACCACCAGACUGCUGAAGUUGUUUGACAAGUACCAGAUCAAAGCGACCUGGUUCAUUCCCGGUCACUCUCUCGAGACGUUCCCCGAAGAGUGUGCUGCGGUCAGAGAUGCCGGACACGAAAUCGGUCUUCAUGGCUACUCGCACGAGAACCCCGCAGACAUGACUUUCGAGCAACAGCGAGACGUCCUUGACAAGACUUAUAGGAUGUUGACUGAUUUCUGCGGCAAGCCGCCACGUGGAAGCGUCGCUCCGUGGUGGGAGACGAGUGCAGAGGGUACUGAGCUAAUGCUUUCCUAUGGCAUUGAAUAUGACCAUUCCAUGAGCCAUGAGGACUGUCAGAUGUACUGGUUGCGUACUGGUGACUCUUGGACCAAAAUUGACUACACAAAGGAUGCCAAGACCUGGAUGAAGCCUCUCGUCAAGGGCAAGACUACCGGACUUGUGGAGAUUCCUGGAUCCUGGUACAUUGACGAUUUGCCGCCCAUGAUGUUCAUUAAGAAGAGCGCGAAUAGCCAUGGAUGGGUGAAUCCCAGAGAUGUCGAACAGAUUUGGAUGGAUCACUUCGACUACUUCUACAGAGAAUACGAUGAAUUCAUCUUCCCUAUGACGAUUCACCCAGAUGUGAGCGGACGACCUCACGUACUCCUAAUGCAUGAAAGAAUCAUUGAACACAUCAACAAACACGAGGGUGUUGAGUGGGUCACGAUGGAGCAAAUGUGUGAUGACUUCAAAUCGAAGAACAACCCGCCCGAGGGUGCACUGCUCCCAGCUACUCGUGAAGAGGUUGAACGCAACAUUUUAGGCAAGGCUUGA
Molecule: messenger RNA, 942 nt
Organism: Ramularia collo-cygni
Lineage: Eukaryota; Fungi; Ascomycota; Dothideomycetes; Mycosphaerellales; Mycosphaerellaceae
Product: polysaccharide deacetylase family protein
Exons: 10
Coding region: 1-942 (313 amino acids)
Biological process (GO): carbohydrate metabolic process
Molecular function (GO): hydrolase activity, acting on carbon-nitrogen (but not peptide) bonds
Source: RefSeq, a predicted model, not a curated record